UUAGUUUGAUGUGAAUGGGUAUUAAAGGCAGCAUGCUAGAGAGGGGCAGAAAAAGACGGAGAGCAAUCCAACCUGCCCCUGUAAGAACAGUACGAAGGGGGCAUAGUGAGCUUCUCAGGGCAAGCUGUCAAGGGUGGAUCUUGCAUUGACAUAUUUGGGUGAAAGAAAAACAGCCUUCUCUGGGAGAGAGAGUUCACAAAAAUGCUAACAUGAAUCGAAACGUUUAUGUGGAAUUGAGAUAAAAACUGGGAGGAAUUCAGUGAAGGAUGCAGCCGUGGUCCCUAAGGGCAAAGAGCUUGUGGUUGGCCAUGAACGGAGAGUCACGACGAGGUGUACCUGAAUCAGAAUAAACCCGACUGGGAGUCAAGAGGAGGUCCAACUUCAAUCAAUCCACAUACAAUCUGCUGGGGUUUGGCCUAUAACAUUAAUGAUUAGAGUACUGUUGUGUAUUAGAAUUUAAAAUGGUUAAUGAGAGAUUGAAAUCAUAUCUGGAGCCUGUGCGGCUGUUAUUUUAUUCCAAGGCAGAAGGUUGCGCUCAGCCCUUCUGAAUAUUUUAGUGAAUGAGGAACCUAUCGAACGGAGCUCUGCUGGCAGUGCUGGAGAAUUUCGGUGUUCAUGGCUAGAACAGAAACAUUUGUGUCCGUCACUUGAGUUUCUCAAAAACUCCUGAAUUAUUCACACAGAUGCAGUAAUUUGGUAGGAAGAAGUAAGAAAAAGGGGCAAGGGCAACUGAAAAGUGAGAGCUUCCCACAACUUCAAAUCAUUAGGGCGUCAUGCAGUCAGACGAUCUCUUCAUCCGCAAGUUCCGCAGGCAGAGUCCACGCCCGCCCCUAGCGAGAGUGAGUUUUGACCCCAAGCAGGAUGGUGGUAGCAUGCGGACACGAGUCGUGGCCGAAUGGCCCCCCAGGAGAGAGGGAGAGGGAACAAACAGUGACAGCGUCACACCCAAUGCAGCUGCGCUGAAUCUGAGGACAGUGGGUCGUGGACACAUAAUGCAGCGCAGCAACAGUGACGUCACCCUUGGCGAUUUGGAUUCAACAGGGCAGGUCGGGAGGAAGUUGCUUCGAGCAGGGGGGGACAAAACUGGAACUGCAGGGCAGGGAGAGUCCCUCCACCGAGAAUACGGCAGCCUCUCCUCACUGGAGCGACAGACACAGUCCGUAGAUCCUGGAGCCGAAGAACAAGGCACUCUCAGUCCCAAUGCCUUACGCUUCAGAGAUCCUUUUGUUCUUCUGGGGCUGCAAGAGGCAGCUCCUGAGCUGGACGACUUAUAUCAAGGAAACUGUUCUCCAGCAGUAGACACUUCAAAACCGGUCAAGCCCCCGAAACCAGAGGGGCUCGGUAAGAAGGCCAAACCAUCCCCUCCACAGGCCCCUCAGUUUUCCUGUGAACAAGUCCCAGGCGGUGCUUGGGUGCGCAAUUUUGCACACUAUGACGUACAGAGCAUCCUCUUUGACCUGACGGAGGCUGCCACCAAUCGGGACAGCAUUGGGCGCAAGAAGAACAUCACAUCUGGUGCGUCAGCUGCCUCUCAACUCCGUCCGCUCUCGCAAUCCACACCUUCCUCAGUUUCUCAGGGUGGAGGGGGCAGCACGGGAAGUGGGACUAGUUCGGAGGAUGUAGAGCAGUCUUUGUUGGACGAAGGAGAUGGGAAUGAUAAUGAUCUCCUGCUCAGCUGUCCUCACUUUCGGAAUGAGAUGGGUGGCGAGGAGAGCGUGGGGCUUGGCCUGCACAGCAGGUGCAGGUGGAGGAGUCUUCAAAGCCCCAACGAUGCUGUUUCCGUAUUAGAGGAGCCAAGGGAGAGCCACGUCCAGCCCCAGGGUAAAAGUAACUACUUCAUAGAGCAUGCAGACCUUGGGGCUCGUUACUAUCACAAAUACUUCUACAUGAAAGACCAUCAGAAUUUCUUUGGCAUCGAUGAUCGUUUGGGGCCAGUGGCUGUCAGUUUUCGCAGGGAGGAAAAAGAGGGAUCAAGUGGGUCCCAGUACAACUACAGAAUCAUUUUCAGGACCACUGAACUGAAGACCCUGAGAGGUUCAAUCAUGGAGGAGUCUGUUCCCUCCGCAGCACGUCACACCACGCCACGUGGCCUUUCACCCAAGAGACUGCUGGAGUUUAUUUUGCCUGAGCUCAACCUACAUUGCCUCAGACUGGCCUCCACGUCCCCUAAAGUCAGAGACACACUCCUUAAACUGGAUGAGCAGGGGUUGAAUUUCCAGCGUAAGGUGGGGGUUAUGUACUGCAGAGCAGGACAAAGCACUGAAGAGGACAUGUAUAACAAUGAGAGUGCUGGCCCAGUGUUUGAUGAGUUUCUGGACCUUCUUGGAGACAGAGUGCGACUCAAGGGCUGGGAGAAAUACAGAGCACAACUAGAUACCAAAACCGACUCCACAGGAACACACUCACUGUAUACUCGCUACCAGGAUUACGAGAUCAUGUUCCAUGUCUCCACCAUGCUUCCAUACACGGCCAACAAUACACAACAGUUACUGAGGAAGAGGCACAUAGGGAAUGAUAUUGUUACAAUAGUCUUCCAGGAGCCAGGUGCUUUACCCUUCACCCCCAAAGCCAUCCGUUCUCACUUUCAGCAUGUGUUCAUCAUUGUCCGAGUACACGAGCCCUGCACCGACAACACCUAUUACAGAGUUGCAGUAACUCGUUCCAAGGACAUCCCUCUCUUUGGUCCUCUCUUCCCUAAAGGUGCACGCUUCCCACGUUCCUCUGCCUUCCGUGACUUUCUCCUUGCCAAAGCCAUUAAUGCAGAGAACGCAGCUGAGAAAUCUGAAAAAUUUCGCUCUAUGGCCACACGCACACGGCAAGAGUACUUGAAAGACCUGGCGGAAAACUAUGUCACCACCACACCCAUUGAUUCUUCCACCAAAUUCCCGCUGCUGUCACUGGGCGGGAAGCGCAAAGAAAAGUUGAAGGGAGCUAAAGGUGCAGAGCUUCAUAGCGCAGGCGCUUUAGUGUGGGCCGUCACCGUCAUUCAGGGCGGCGAGAGCAACGGUCUUAGCCUCUCCUGCCUGCUUGGCGUAUCAGCGGAGUCAGUCGUGCUCAUAGAGCGAUCCACUAGAACAGUCGUGUUCAAUUGCAGCUGCCGCGAUGUCAUUGGCUGGAAAGCUGUGACCGAGAUUGGAGCUCAGGGUGGCCUUUGCCUGGAUAUCUUCUAUGAGAGAGGCGAGGCAGUGACCGUGACAAUGUUGGACAGCCAAGUUGAGGAUAUUAAGGAGGUUGUCCAGAGGCUUGAGCUGGUAACACGAGGCUGUGAGGCGCGUGAGAUCACACCCCUGCGGGACGGAGUAGGUCAGCCUGGCUUCCUGAUGAGUGAGGAAGGCUUUGUAACUGAGCUGCAGCGGUUUGGAUAUGCAGAGAGUGGUGGGUUGCAGUUGGGGGCUCGUGUUGUUCGUCUCUGUGGUCAGGUCCUGGUCCACCUCAGCCAGGAAGAGAGGAGCCGACUCCUCCGCACGGCACAGAAGAUUCACAUCACCGUCAUUCCUCCAGACGAGAACGGGAAACCACGCAGGAGUUUCUCUGAGCUAUACCAGAAAGCCAUCCAGGAUGCAGAAAGCAAAUCCGGAGAGGGACAAUCGGGCGAGGCCUGGGUUCUGGAUGACGACGAUGAUGAUGAUGGUGAUGAAGGGGAGGAAGAGGAGAAGAAAGAGAAUGAAAAUAAGAUGUAUGACAUUGAAACUCCGAAACAGGAACUACUUGUAGAGCAGAUAGGAUUUCCCGAGCCCAUGGAUACAGAUUCGCUCCUCUCCCCACCCAGCUUGCCCCUCUUGCGGGCAACUUCCCUGCAGGACAGCAUGAAGAGUCAGACCCCAGAAAUCCCUGUCUCUCUCACACGAAGCUACUCAUUAGAAGGACAUCCUCCAUGCCAGGACAUCCUUGAAGGACAUGUGUAUGAUAAUGUGGGGCUGAAAGGAAACAGGCACAUCUAUGAAAACCCUGGAGAGCUUAGGGAUGUGACCCCUGACCUCAUACUGGCAGUCAAACCUAAAGUGCCUCCGGAGCAAGAGGAAGAGUUUGGACCUGAUCUGGGGACUGAGGAGCGGCCAUCGGUCAGUGAUGUGACCAUGAGAACUGCCUGCAUGGAAAGUGCAGAAAGAAACUCCAGAGCUCUGAGCCUCCAUAACUCCAUCACUAAGAUUCUCUCAGAGACAACAGAUUCAUCUGAGGAGGAGUGGCAGUCGAUUUCUGAUCUGGCCAGCGCCUGUCGGAACAUUCUGGAAGCUUUGUCUCGAGAAGAUCGGAAGUCAGGAGAUGGAACUCAAGAGACUAUGACCCAGUCAGGUCAGACAGAAACCAAGUUUAAAGACUUAAAGGACAGUGACUCGCCUGGUCACCUCGAGGAGAAAGUGUCCCAGUUAGAAGCCAUGCUGAAGCGACUGCAGGACGACCUCCAAAAGUCCUUGCCCUCUUCGCUACUUCAAAGAGCCACUGCUGCUUCACAGAGCCAAUCAAACAGAGGGACUGUAGAGGUAGGGCGGGACAAGCAAAAGAAACCUGUCUUGUCAUUGAGCAGGGUGAACAGAGGAGAUGAGAAGAUUGCUGGAGGGACAAUGGGCAGCCAUGCUCAAUCUCAACACUAACCGACCAAUGGCAGUGAAGGAGAAGGAGGACAAGGCAUUGCUGCAAGCAGAGGUGCAAAGUCUCAGGCAGAACAACCAGCGAUUGCAGGAAGAGUCUCAGAGUACCGUGGCGCGGCUCAUUAAGGUCACCGAACUGCUCUGCAACGUCAACAAACCCUGCUAGCAUUGAAGGCUAAACCAUGGCAGCAAGCAAGAUCUACAGACACAUCUAAAGGCCAAUGAAAAUGUUAGCAAAUCUAGCAAACAAAGCCCUAAAAACUUAUCUUAAGUGACAAGAACAUUGACAAGCCUUACUCGAAAAGUGGUCGGCUAAAGUAUAUUCUCACUCAAAAUAUACUAUAAUUAACAAAUCAUCACCAUCUCUGUUGCACCCUAAAAGGUUUUCAGGGCUAGAUUUACAUAUACUCCCAUCACUGUGACAGCUUGUUAACAAUGAUAGCCUUCGGUGCAAGAACCAGUUUCGUAGGAGACUCUUAAUCAUUACUAUUUUGUAAGCGUGCCCUUAACAUCGGCUAGUGUUGUUGACAAGCAGUUCAAAACCAGUUCAAUAUCUAAAAGUAAUUAUUUGCAACCCCUCAGACCUGACUUUAGAAGACAUUUAGUGACAUUAACUUUUCAAAAUCAUAUUAUACUUUAAGUAUUUCUUCCCUACUCUGAAUUUUUCAUCAUAUUCCUACAUAGUGAACCAGAUGGUCACAAACAAUCGUGUCCAGAUACCUAGCAAUACAUUCCCCUUACUUGUGUUAAAAUUGCUUCAAGAGUUCCAGAUCAUGUACUUCAGUGUAUAUGCGGUUUCUUACUAGAAGAAAAUUAUUAAAAUGUCAGUGUGACUGUAACCAUCUAUUAACCAUCACAGUGUCAGAAACAGGUAGAACCCGAUCUAACCUUUUCUCUGUUGGCAAUGGAUAAAAGGCUGGCUUCUCACUUAUAUCUAAAGUGAAUAUGUUAACGUAACAACAUCAAGAGCAAUGCAAAUUAAUGAAAAUCUGAAAAUAUGUGCAUUUUGGUAAACACAUUUUUUGUUUGUGACUACCCUUGUGAAAAAGUGCGCUUGAUUGUAUUGAAUGUGCACUUAAAGUGUACUUCAAUACUUAAAAGUAUAUUUUUAAAAACCCGUACUUGCAGAUAAUAUAGGCCUAUUACUGAAAUAAAAAGCCAGUUAAGUGUACUUAAAGAGAGUACACUCAUGAUUGUUUCUUAACACACUUAAGUGCACUUUUAAAUCAUCAUUUUAAUAAUCUUUUGCCGUGCUUCAAAGAAGUACACCUAUUUUGAUAUGUUGACUAACAUACUAAAGCACAGUUACUAAUGUUAAAAUAUUUUAAAUGUACUAAACUGCAACUUCCUCAUUACAAUGUGUAAUUACAACAUAAAUGCUUAUCGGUACAUUCAGCAGUACACUUUAACCAUAUUUCAAAGACAAUAGAAAUAAUUAUGAAAUUACAUAUAAAGAUGUAUUUAAGUGGGUAAAAAAAUCACUCUAAAGUUCAGCUAAUUCAAAUAAUACAUUUUCAUUUAAUUGCAGUUAUUUACAUUCAGCGCUAAUUACAUUCAGUUUGCACUGAAGUAUAUUCUUUUAAAGUAUAUUAUUUCUGUAUUAAGUACUCUAUAAAAAAUAUGCUUUUUAAAAGUGUACUUUUUCGCAAGGGACAAGUCAAAAUAAUUUUCAGUGGUAAUCGACAGCAUGUAACAGUUGUCAGUAGAACUUAAGUUGAAGCUGGAAUAUUCCACAAAAUAUUUGGAGGAAAAAAUUAAUUCCUGCUUUGAAUAGCCAGUUGAAUUUAGAAUUUAGACUCACUAGACACUUUUUUAAUUGAUCAAGGAAAUUUUGUGACAUACCAGAGAGAAGAAAUUGCUCAUGUAACACCUUUUCACAGCUGUGAUUUUAGCAAUGGGACAAAGUGUCUGAUAUUUGAACUUUUUUAAUUUCAUGUGUGUGUGCGUGUGCGUGUGUGUGUGUGUGUGUGUGUUUUUUUUUUAAGCCUUAUGUCUGAUCCCACUGAAUCUGAAUGAGCCUUGCAGACACCUGCUUGAAGGACAUUGAUUUGAGAUGAAAACAAUCCUUAGUGUUAAGUUACGAAGGGAAGCAAUGACUUUAAAGUAGUACAUUUCUAUUUAUAAAGAUUGCUGCCAAUUUGAAUCAAGUGUUUGCUGCUCACAAAGUUUUAAGAGACAAGCCAGACCAGUUCUACUUUGUUCUCACACAAAUUGCCUAGAGUGCUUUACGCUGAAUUGUGACACAGCACAUAUUUAUAAAAUUGCUAUUUUGUUUUAUUUUCCAUAUCGCACCCAUAUAUCACUCUUUACCUCACCUAAAGGUGCACUGAUAAUAACAUGAAAAUGUGACGAGAAGAAGAGCAAAUUGACUGGACUCUUACCUGCACACACACUCGCAAAACAUGCCGGACUGAAGCUGAACGAAUCACACGGCACCACCACAAACCUACAUGCAAAGGGAAACGAAGCGAAAUGUUAAAUAUCCAUCCGUCAGCAUUACUGUACGUCAUACACGUCUUCUCCCCUUCAAAUGUUGAGGUUUUUUAUUUUAGAGUCACUGUGAUAACCUGGUACCAGCAGAUUCUGAUGUAUUACAAUGAAAUUAUAAAUCUAUAUCUUUAUUCCUCUCUGUGAAGAAACGUAGAGCCAAAAUAAGUGUUACUUCCCUCUGAUGUGUGUAAGUCUAUAUCCAGAUGGAGCUGGAGUUUACUGAUUAGUUGUUACCAUUAGUGGAGAAUUUGUUGAGUUUGAUGAAUGCAGCGUGAUUAUUGUUACAGACAGGAAGAACACUGAUGCAGCUUUUAUGCAAUCAGUAAUGCAUUUUGUGGGGUUUACUUAGCAAAAGAGCAAUGUAAAAGAACUAUUUCCUGUUCAUCUGUGUGCGACAUAGUCUUUUAGAUCGUAGGAGGCUGUGAAAGCACGUGAGUGCAACAAGCAAUUUCUAAGCCACCUUCUGUAUCUGUGUAUGUAUUUAUAAAAAUGUUAUAACUUAUUAAUCUUGAAAAUGUGGAUGUUAUUGCUAGAUAUGUAUAUUUGAACUGGAAGGGAAGCGAUGCAAAAUUGUGAUCCAAUGAAUGUUUAUUUUAUUUUAGUUUUAAAUUGUAAGAGUAAGGCAUGACAUGAUAGCAGGUCAUAUUUUGAAUUGUUGGAAUAAUAACAACCGUCGAGGCAUUUUCCGUAGUGGAAAAAUACUCUCCGAUAUUACACUGGAAACAAACUCAAAGGGACAGUGCGAGUUACAACCGUGGCUGCUUGAAAAAUUGUGUGACAUUCCAUCUCUUCAUGUUCUUAAUAAUUUUAUCAUUAUUUUUUUAUUGUCAAAGCUGUAUUAUAACUUUUGUUCGAUACUGAAAUGUUAACUCUUAACUGCUGUGGUGACCCAAGGGGUUUCCAGUAAAAAAAAAAAAAAAUGUUAUUAAUGAUUAGAUCAGGAUAAUUUGUCAGCAAAACUUAUCUGAAAAACAAAUCAAAACAAAUGCAUUUAGACUAAAUUACACAUGACUUGAAAUUCUUAAAUGUAUUUUAAAGGGACAGGUUUGCAAAUGUCAAACUUAUCCCUAUCUCUUUUUUAAUAAUAUGGUAUUUUAUGGGGCCAUACAUGCUUUUCAUCUUAGAGUCAUGCUUGCUGUUUGAUUUAUGUAUUAAUGAUGCAAUUCUGUUGUUUACAAAAUGUUGGUCCUUUUGAUUUAAAUGUGAUACUUGUAUAUGCACUGAAACAUCUGUAAGGACUUUUAAAGUACAGCCUGCUUUCACUGGAACAAAGCCACGGUCACUCCAGGGAAUGAAGCCAUGCAAAUCAUGCAGAUAAACUAGCAUAGUCCGCUGGAAAUUUGUGAGUGGAUUGUUGUAGUGCCAAAUUUUAUAAUGUUCCACUACCAACAACUGUGGUAUUUACAGACUGUACAAUUAAAAGCCUUACAAACUAUCCGAACCACUCCUAUGAAUGUGCAUUUUCCACUGUUAGCCGAACAUUCCUUGAUGUGUUGCUUUUUUAUGUCAUGUUGCUGGCCGUGUCAUGCCCAAGGACAGAUUUACAGAUUAAGCUUAGUCCCUAUUAGUAGUUACUAUACACUGAUGUCAGUGACUGUUCUAAAUUGCCAAACCUGCCAACCAAUAGCAUUAUUUCUACUAAUCCCAUAAAUGAUCAGCUCCUGAAACAGAAUCACUAGUUAGCAGGCACUUUUAUAAAUAAGUAUUGUCACAUAAACAAAUGAAUAAUGUAGGUGUAUGGCAAACCACAAACCCACACACUAUGCACACUGGUCUGUGAUAUCCGGAAAGAAUUAUGACUGGACCAACAGGAGUAUGCCGUCCAGUCAAAACAUACUAAGAAAUGGUAUGGUGAUCACCGGAGCUAUACUUGUUUCUUUUAACUAAUAGGGAUUGAUCAAGUAUUGUAUAUGUGAACCUGAGGGAUCCUGGCAAUAAAACUGAACUUGUUUCUGUACAA
Messenger RNA from Ctenopharyngodon idella (grass carp), 9039 nucleotides. RefSeq names its product signal-induced proliferation-associated 1-like protein 2. Bases 774 to 4592 code for a protein of 1272 amino acids. Gene Ontology annotation, biological process: activation of GTPase activity; establishment of epithelial cell polarity; regulation of small GTPase mediated signal transduction. Gene Ontology annotation, cellular component: cytoplasm; plasma membrane; Golgi apparatus. The transcript is spliced from 17 exons. The record is from RefSeq and is a predicted model, not a curated record. Lineage: Eukaryota; Metazoa; Chordata; Actinopteri; Cypriniformes; Xenocyprididae. Gene Ontology annotation, molecular function: GTPase activator activity; protein binding.